Messenger RNA from Rhododendron vialii, 1612 nucleotides. Its product is annotated as F-box protein At5g07610-like. The transcript has a single exon. The record is from RefSeq and is a predicted model, not a curated record. Gene Ontology annotation, molecular function: protein binding. NCBI's taxonomy places the organism in Eukaryota, Viridiplantae, Streptophyta, Magnoliopsida, Ericales, Ericaceae. Bases 51 to 1340 code for a protein of 429 amino acids.
AUUUGCCGAAAUGAUCCAAUACCUCUGGAUCCUCUUACCAAAUUUUCAAAAUGAGAUUAAAGUCCCAAUAUUGCCAAUCAAAGCAUACCCCGAUCAAUACUUUCAUUUUCAUCGAGUCCAAAGGAGAACCUGGGCCCUCUGUCUCCCCCAAUUUCCCCUGUAAUCACUUCUCUACAACAAUGGCGGACAACGCAUCAAACAAAAGGCCGAAGGCGAUAACCGGCGGAGGAACUGCGUCGGAAAUCUCACCGGCGGCAGAAUUAAUCUCCAGCAACGCCGAUCUCCUCACAGAAAUCUUCCUGCGUUUGCCCGCGAAAUCCCUGCUCCGAUUCAAGUCCGUGUCCAAGCACUGGCUCUCUCUCAUCACCCACUCCCAAUUCUCCACCAGCCACUCCAUCCGAAACCCUAGGCCCUCAAUCUCAGGCUUGUAUUUCUACACACAAGGCCGCCUAGAGUCCGUCUCCUUUCACGGCCGCCAGAAUCUCCCGUCCCUCGCCAUCGCAGUAAAUGGCUCCAAACCUAGGAUUCUACACUCCUGCAACGGCUUACUUUUAUGCAAGGCCGGUUCUCGGAGCGAAUCGAUAUACAUUGUUUGCAAUCUGACCACGCAGAAAUACAAACUAGUUCCUAAGCCUACCGGACUUUCAUAUCGAUUAUACGUUCGCCGUGGCGCUUACUUGGCUUUUGACCCGUCAAAAUCACCUCACUACAAAGUCGUCUUGGGUAGUCGCUACAGCGCUAGUAAACACGAGCCUUGGUGUUUUGAAAUCGAUAUGUACGAUUCGGAGACUGGGAAUUGGAAAAAGAUUCUUCCACCGAGUACGUGUUGUGGUCGUGGUGUCUUUUGGAACGGAGCAAUUCAUUGGUUGAGUUAUAAGAAAGUCCUCUUGAGAUUUGAAGUUGAUGCAGAGAUGAUGGUUGCAUUGCCACUCCCUCGAAGAAGUCCGAGAAUUCUUCCUCAGAAUUGUGUCAAAUAUUUUGGAGAAUGUGGUGGCGGUUUGAUUCUUAUUCAGACCCGUUCAUUGAAAGACACAAGAUUUGCAAUCCUUGAGUGGGGAAGUGACCCUAGCCGUUGGAUUGUGAAGUACUUGGUCAAUCGUAGAACCAUAGCAUCUGUAUUUCCUGCGAUGAAAUUCUUUGAAAUUUAUGUUUUGUGUGUUGUGAAGGGCGAGGACAAAGAAGAUUACAAACUGGUGUUGUCCAUUCAGGAAAAAGCGAUUUCCUAUAAUUUGAAGUGCAAUACAUUCGAUGUGCUUCGUGAUCUGGUGCCAGGUGCAUUACUCGAUCACAAUGAGAAUUGUUAUUCUUAUCCCUUUGCUGAAACUCUAUCUCCUGUUUGAACAGAUGUUACAUGCGGGAGCGGAUGUGCUUUUUUUAGAACUUUUCAACUAAUCAACUUCCUAUAGUUGAAAAGUUGAACAUUUUGCUAGCAGUAGCAAUAGGUGUUACUAUGAAGCACUUGAAAGUUUAACUUCUUUUGUUAUCCCAAGUAAUCUAUAGUUUCUAAGACUAUUAUGCUUAGGGCUUUGGUUGUGUUCUUCAUCUAGUUCUUUCUCAGUGUUCUUCGCAAACAUGAUUUGAAACGAAGGCGACGAUAGCAUUUUGCUAGCAA